Molecule: messenger RNA, 4508 nt
Organism: Varanus komodoensis (Komodo dragon)
Lineage: Eukaryota; Metazoa; Chordata; Lepidosauria; Squamata; Varanidae
Product: zinc finger protein 420-like
Exons: 2
Coding region: 721-2298 (525 amino acids)
Biological process (GO): negative regulation of transcription by RNA polymerase II
Molecular function (GO): DNA-binding transcription repressor activity, RNA polymerase II-specific
Source: RefSeq, a predicted model, not a curated record
AAUUUUCUAUCUUAAAAGGAAUGAUUUAAAUGGGUUGACACAUUUGGUAUGAGAAGGCUAAGUUGCAUGAUUUUUUUUUAAAGUUACUAUACCUGAAAACCAUUCAUGUUGAUGUAGGAAAAGGUAUACUAAGAUGUUUUUUUCACCCUUGGAAGCUUCUCUGUAUCCAAAUGCAUUGAAUGUCGAAGGGAUUAUAAGAUAUGAUGUACAUUUUGGAUAAAGAUGGAGGAUUGAAAUUGAGCUAAGAAAUACAAGAACAGGGAAUUGAUAUCUUUUGGUGACAUAAGGUGCAGAUGCAAUCGAGAUAUGUUAAAGAUUGUAAAGAGUGGGGUUUUUGUAGGGAGUUAAUAGUAUUUGACUAAGUGAUGCUUAAAUUAGAUGAAAUAUUAACAACUUCCUAUAAAGAAAGCUUGUAUAAGAUGUGUUAUAGGUGGUAGCUGUUGCCAAAUAGGUUAGCCAAGAAGUUUUUAAAGAUGUCAAAUGGAUGCUGGAUAUGUAAACAUAUAUUGGGUAUUUUUUAUUGUAUAUGGUAGAGGAAGUGGUACAAAAAUCCUUAGUUUCUUAAACCUGAAUUUUCUUUUUUCUUAGGCGUUAUACUGGGACAUUAGUAAAUAAGAAUGUAUGUCUGAUGUAUUAGAUGAUUGAUGUUUUAGCGUUAGUUUAAAAAUUUUAAUAAAGUUUAUUUUAAAAACCCACACUGCAGAGAAGCCAUUCACAUGCAUGGACUGUGGAAAGUCCUUCAGUCAGAGUGGAAGUCUUAGAAAGCAUCGAAGAACCCACACUGGAGAGAAGCUAUACCCAUGCAUGGAAUGUGGAAAGACCUUUGGUCAGAGUGGAACUCUUAGAAAGCAUCAAAGAACGCAUACUGGAGAGAAGCCAUUCAAAUGCACGGAAUGUGGAAGGGCCUUUAGUGCGAGUGGAGAUCUUACUCAACAUCACAGGACCCACACUGGAGAAAAACCAUACACAUGCAUGAAAUGUGGAAAGAGCUUCACUUCUGGUGGAAAUCUUAUAAGGCAUCAAAGAACCCACACUGGAGAGAAGCCAUUCAAAUGCACGGAAUGUGGAAGGGCCUUCAGUAGGAGUAGAGAUCUUACUCAACAUCACAGGACCCACACAGGAGAGAAACCAUACACAUGCAUGGAAUGUGGAAAAAGCUUCAGUUGGAGUGGAGAGCUUACUCAACAUAACAGGACCCACACUGGAGAGAAACCAUACAAAUGCAUGCAAUGUGGAAAGAGCUUCACUUCUGGUGCACCUCUUAUAAGGCAUCAAAGAACCCACACUGGAGAGAAGCCCUUCAAAUGCAUGGAAUGUGGAAAGGCCUUCAGUGGGAGUGGGCAUCUCAUAAGGCAUCAAAGAACCCACACUGGAGAGAAGCCAUACACAUGCAUGGAAUGUGGAAAAGCCUUCAGUGGGAGUGGAGAGCUUACUCAACAUCACAGGACCCACACUGGAGAGAAGCCAUACACAUGCAUGGAAUGUGGAAUGAGUUUCACUUGUGGUGGAAAUCUUAAAAGCCAUCAAAGAACCCACACUGGAGAGAAGCCAUUCAAAUGCAUGGAAUGUGGAAAGGCCUUCAGUGGGAGUGCAGGUCGUAGUCAUCAUCGAAGGACCCACACAGGGGAGAAGCCACACACAUGCAUGGAAUGUGGAAAGAGCUUCAGUUGGAGGGAAUAUCUUAUGCUGCAUCAAAGAACCCACACUGGGGAGAAGCCAUACACAUGCAUGGAAUGUGGAAAGAGCUUCAGUUGGAGGGGCUAUCUUAAACUGCAUCAAAGAACCCACACUGGGGAGAAGCCGUACACAUGCAUGGAAUGUGGAAAGAGCUUCAUUCAUAGUGGAAGUCUUAGAAAGCAUCGAAGAACCCACAAUGGGGAGAAGCCAUACACAUGCAUGGAAUGUGGAAAGACCUUCAGUCAGAGUGGGCAUCUCACAAGGCAUCAAAAAACCCACACUGGAGAGAAGCCAUACAAAUGCACGGAAUGUGGAAAGGCCUUCAGUGUAAGUGGAGACCUUACUCAACAUCACAGGAUUCACACCAGGCAGAAGCCAUACACGUGCAUGGAAUGUGGAAAGAGCUUCAGUUGGAGGGGAUGUCUUACACUGCAUCAAAGAACCCACACGGGGGAGAAGCCGUACACAUGCAUGGAAUGUGGAAAGACCUUCAGUCAGAGUGGACAUCUCAUAAGGCAUCAAAAAACCCACACUGGGGAGAAGCCAUACAAAUGCACAGAAUGUGGAAAGAUCUUCAGUCAGAGUGGACAUCUCCUAAGGCAUCAAAAAACCCACAUUUGAGGUUUCCAGUUUGGCGUCGUGGCGGCAUGGCUGUGAGGAGUGGGGGCUCCUGCUAUCACGCUAGUAUUUGUAAGACAGAGAGCUGUGGGAGGCUCAUCUAAGACCUGUCGGGGCGAAGAAUAGAUUGUCUGCGCACUCUUGUAAUUGUGCGUUGUAGCGGCUCCGCAUUUAUUGGGAGAGAUUUCGGCUUUUCUCAAUCAGACAACACAGAGGGGGGAAUAACAGCUCCCUACUAGCCAUUGACAUCCGUGAGAAUUGCAUAGAAGAAUUAGCUGGAAGUUCAUCGGACCUGCUGGGUGAGCAUUUUUAUCUUCUUUUUCUUCUAUACUACCCUUGAAGAGCAGCAACAGGUUCUAAUUUGGCAUAAAGAAGAAAGGGGAAGCCCUAUGAUGGAGGGAGGAAUUCUUCCUUCCCUCACGGAGUUUUAAGCGGUGACUGAUCUGGGGGAGAGGAACUGAGGCUCUUUUGGAAAGGUUGGGGCUGGAGGGAAGGACCAUUUUUUCCCUCACCUCCCCAAGUGUGAAGAAUCAGAAUAAAUAAUUACUGUAGAAUAACGUGAUAGAAGAUAAAGUUUGCUUUGAUCCGCCAUUUUUCUUUCUUUUUCUUGGACUCUUCCCAGAAGCAAUUGGACUCUUGUCAAAGCAACUUUCAUACCAAAAUAUCACCUCGUGAUGCCAUUUUUUUUUUUUGCCUUUUAAAGAAAAAUAGCCCUUUGCUGCUACCCUGUGGCUAUUUGGAUUUAUAGCAAGUAUUUUUAUUCUCUAUUCCUAUGUUGCUAUCUUGUAAUUUUUGGUAAAAUUUAUUACCACUAUCGAAAAGGCAUCUACAUCAGCUCUUCAAUUAAUCAGGCCAAAGUGGCAGAUGUUGGAAAAUAUCAAAAAGAGCUACAAAUGAUGCUUCUGGCAAUACAGACAUCCUUAACAGCUGGGGAGACAUCCCAAGAGGCGAUGUUAAUUCAACAGGAAAACAUUUCAAUUGAACAAAGAGAAUGUCUCGAUAAACUGGAUAAUUCUAUUAAGGAGGUUUUGAUGGUCGUUCAAUUUAAAACUGAACAGAAUACACAAAAAAUGCAACAAGCAUAUGAAAAACUUGAAAGAGUGGAUAAAGAAAUACAAUGAAUAAAGCCAAUAAACCAGUUAUCAUGGGAUUCGCUUGUUAUACUAGAGAGGGAGAAGGUAUCCAAAUGUUUGAGAGAGACUGUGUUUGGGUGGCUAUCGACAGAAGGAACAUCUCUUACCUGGAACGUUACAAGACACAAACCGGACUCGAUUGUUAAGGCACAAGAGUUGAAUGAAAAAUUUAGAAGUAUGUCUGAAGAGGAAGAAUUGGGUGCCUCAAAAGAAGGAGGGAUAGGUGCCGAACUAACUACAUGUCAUUCUGAGAGGAGAAAUAGUGAAUACUGAUUUGCAACAAGAAGCACAGACACUGGAAAUGGAUACUGAUUUAUAACAAGCACUCCAAAUACUGAAAACAGAGGAAGAAAAGGAAUUAUUUAAAUGGGUUGGCACAUUUCUGUGUGGUAUGAGAAGGCUAAGUUACAUGAUUUUUUAUUUUUUUGAAGUUACUAUACUAGAAAACCAUUAAUGUUGGUGUAGGAAAAGUUAUACUAAGAUGUUUUUUUCACCCAUGGAAGCUUCUCUGUAUCCAAAUGCAUUGAAUGUUGAAGGGAUUAUUAGAUAUGAUGUACAUUUUGAAUAAAGAUGGAGGAUUGAAAUUGAGCUAAGAAAUACAAGAACAAGGAGUUGGUAUCUUUUGGUGACAUAAGGUGCAGAUACAAUCAAGAUAUGUUAAAGGUUGUAAAGAGUGGGGAUUUCUAAGGAGUUAAUAGUAUUUGACUAAUUGAUGCUUAAAUUAGAUGAAAUAUUAGCAACUUUGUAUAAAGAAAGCUUGCGUAAGAUGUGUUAUAGGUGUCAGUUGUCACCAAAUAGAUUAGCCAAGAAGUUUUUAAAGAUGUCAAAUGGAUGUUGGAUAUGUAAACAUAAAUUGGGUAUUUUUUAUUAUAUAUGGUAGAGGAAGUGGUACAAAAGUUCUUAGUUUCUUAAACCUGACAUUUCUUUUUUUAUUAGGCAUUAUACUGGGACAUUAGUAAAUAAGAAAUGUAUCUGAUUUUACAUGAAAUCAUUGCGGUGAGGAGUAUAUUUGCGUAAUACUGGAACAAUGAGGAAUUACCCAUCGAUGAAUUGAUUAAAAGAUCCUGGAUUGUGCAGAAA